This is a messenger RNA of Eucalyptus grandis, 588 nucleotides long. RefSeq names its product oxalate--CoA ligase-like. The transcript is spliced from 2 exons. Gene Ontology annotation, biological process: fatty acid metabolic process. The record is from RefSeq and is a predicted model, not a curated record. Bases 1 to 588 code for a protein of 195 amino acids. Gene Ontology annotation, molecular function: medium-chain fatty acid-CoA ligase activity. NCBI's taxonomy places the organism in Eukaryota, Viridiplantae, Streptophyta, Magnoliopsida, Myrtales, Myrtaceae.
AUGGGAGAACUUACGCUCACGGACCUAUUGAAGACGGCAACGUCGGAUUUCCCCAACAAGAGAGCCAUCUCCGCCUGCGAGGAGCUCGACCUGACGCACAUGCGGCUGCAGGAGAUUGUCAACCACGCCACCGCGCUCAUCACUGCCUCACACCGACACCGUCGCGCUCACUUUCCUCAACAACAUCGAGGGACUGGUGUGAUAGUUUUCUUAUUGGAAAAUGUGUUCGUUUUGCAGUUUGUGAUCCUGUUUCCAGCGGUAAUCCAUUGCCGAGCCACUGUAGCUCCGCUCAAUCCCUUCUACAUAGCUAAGGUGCUCGAGUUCUACCUUUCCGACUCAGAACCGAAGCUCCUAUUGACACUGCAAGAAGGAAACCGAUGGGCUCAAUCCGCUGCUUCCAAGCUCAACAUCCCCCACCUAACCGCCAAUCUUCACUCUGCCGAUACCAAAAUCACUCUCUUCGACCAACGUAGAGCCGAGCCGAGCCUCGACUCGAUGUCCACAGUUGUCGAUGAUCCCUCGGAUGUAGCUAUGUUCUUGCACACCUCCGGCGCUAUGGGUCACCCCUCCCCAAUCGCAUGCUGCUAA